Messenger RNA from Panicum virgatum (switchgrass), 6297 nucleotides. Its product is annotated as protein NODULATION SIGNALING PATHWAY 2-like. Gene Ontology annotation, cellular component: nucleus. The transcript has 2 exons. Gene Ontology annotation, biological process: regulation of DNA-templated transcription. NCBI's taxonomy places the organism in Eukaryota, Viridiplantae, Streptophyta, Magnoliopsida, Poales, Poaceae. Gene Ontology annotation, molecular function: sequence-specific DNA binding; DNA-binding transcription factor activity. The record is from RefSeq and is a predicted model, not a curated record. Bases 4115 to 5545 code for a protein of 476 amino acids.
CGUCGACCCACGCUUUCCGCAUGGAGAUUCUCCGCGUCCUCUCGUCCCGCGCUGGGUUCGCUGUCGCGGUGCGGCGCGCGUCGCAUGGCUCGCACGGUUGGUGGUCGGCACACGGGGCGUUCCCCGAUACCGGCGAUCCCCGUGCGGUUGCAGGUGCGGAUCAUGCCAAAUCGCACGCGCAAUCAUGGCAUUGCCAUUGCACUUGCUCAUACGUAAGGGUUCACUACGUAAGCGAAUCGAUCCGGGGACAGGAGACCAUGCCAUCCUGUUUCGUCCGCUCCAACCACGUGCAUUGUGGCGGAAUAUUUCGAUUAGAUCAUUGGUAGAUGUUACCUUACCUAGAAUGAUUUCUUGAUUUGUUUCUUUUUUUUGGGGGGGGGGGGGGGAUGCAAGGGUUUUCAUUGGCGACCCAUUUUUUGGGGAUGCAAAGGUUUUCAUUGGCGACCCAUUUUCAUUUUUGAAGCUGCAGAGAACAUGCAACACUGUUGUAGUUGUAGGCACUAUCUUUAGCUAGUUGGUGAAGAGGGUUGGGAAAACAAGCAGGGAUGUUGAUUCAAGGGAUGAGACAAAUUUCAUCCCAAUCUUCAGGAAAAUAAAGCUAAGUUUUUUUCCUAGAACAUGGUCUACAUGAUGUCUCCUCUCUAAUAUCUUAUAAUGACAUAAUCCUAUUUAUAGUCUUGAGUCACGAGUCAUGGCCACGUCAAGCAGGGACAAUCAGAUGAUUGGAUUUGACUUUGGAGUAUGACUGAUUUGGACCUUAGCUUGCUAAGCAUGUUAGCAGGAAUCUACCCUGCCAGCAACUCCCUACUCCUUUUGUUUUCAGUUGUUACGCAGCUAGAUUAUGCAAGUGAUUGUGACAAUAAUGUUCCUUUUUUUUACCUCCCAUUUUCAAACUUCACUUUGUUUCUGCUUCUUCAUAGCCGUUGAAAAUUUGUCAGCCAUCUUGCUAUGAUCAUCAUUCAGUAAUGGCCUAGUCUGCUACUCUGCUGAAAGGGAAAUCAAGCUGACCAUGCAUUGCCGCACUAGAUUGUGAUGUGCUGCUUGCAUACUCAAACCUGAUAUUUUUUUGUGCUCAAUCGCUAGGAUAAAAGAUAAGUAUUCACCAGAGUGGGCCCUUGUACUUAAAUGUAGACAAUCACAAUUGUACAAAUUGCUAUUUACCUAGGGGAGAAAUAUGUUGUCCUCUACUGCUGCUUUGUAAUCCGUUUUUACUUCUUGGACCUGAUGCUGCCAUGCUGGAAUCUUUACCAGGCUCUCCCUGAAGUUUCAAAUUCGUAUUAUUUUACCCACCAUUAGCUCAUUUACGCUGCACCUUGUCACUCGUGGGGCCAUGCGUAAACUUUUGCUCCCCCUCACAAAGAAAAUUUGUGCAGACAGAACAAGUGAAGGCUGAUGCAGUUGUUAGUGACUUGAUGAGGUAACCAAUGAAACAGCAAUACAAAAAAAAAUAGCAUAGGCCUUAACAUGUGCCAAUCUGAAAGUGCCUUUUAUUUUGCAUAGAGGAAGACUGACUUCUUGACCAAGAACUAUGUUUUUUUUUUUAUUUUCGAUGAAGGCACCACGUAAGGUGACUACAUUAUUUUAACCUAGUUGCCAAAUUGCUGGCAUUGUGACCUUCUCCUUGCACCUGUUUCAUAUAAAGUAUAAACCAAAAAGUACUGUGCAGUGUGAGUGUGUUCAUCUGUGUUUGACUUGCCACUUGUUGAUACAUUUUUCAAUAGUUCAUUAUUGUGUAACUUAUUAUGUAUUAAGAAUGAUGAUACUUUAAGGUACCUUAAAGCCUUGCUGGUGAUAAGGAGACCAAACUGAGUUGAUCAUGCCGAACACAAGACAACAGGCUGUUAUGGUGCUGUUGUCUUCUGCUAUUGCUAGAGAAUGCUUCUCCCAACAACUGAAGGCAUUUUAUUGGGGGCAAUUCCUACUCCCACUUAGUUAAUCUGAUUGCAGUCCUGAAAAUGCUGACAAGUUUAGUUUAUAUGCACAAACUCUCGUCUCACCUGUUGUAACGAUCAUUCAUUCUUGACAUGUUUUUUUUCUCGAACGCGCAGGAGAACUGCGCAUCAAUAUAUUAAGAAGAAAAAGGAGGGUAAGAUCCCCCAAAACAAAAAGCUACAAGGUUAGAGGGCCUGCAGCGCGCCCUGAACACACUAAAAGACUGUUUCUUUCCAUUCUUGACAUGUGAUGACCAUGCAUGAUAUCCUCCACUUAUGACUAGGAGUCUGGGAUUCUAGGGGCAAAAAUGAAUAUGUUAUAUAAGUUUUUUUUUGCAGUAAGCGGACUCCAUCAAUAUCUGCACAAAUCACCAUGAUGAUUUGACUAUUAUCAACUUAAAUGCUUUCUUCUUUUGCCAGUUUCAUCACUUGCUAGCUAUGAUUCAGAUGAUAUUGAGGUGGUCCACCUGCCGGCUCAGUUCAUCUGAUGUCAGUGACAGAAAACAUGUUCAAUGAGCAUGGUCAGUUAUUAAUAUCCCAACUCUAUAGUUGACUAAACCGUAGAGUCAUUUCUAUCAGUUUCAUGGAAUUAAUUAUAAUUCAAUAUGGCAAAACCUUGGUCCCUAUGAAAUUUAAUGCUCUAGAAAUACAUACAUUUGGGAUCAGAUUAAUGACUUUUUCUUUCUGACAAAACCUUUAGACUAUUAUGGUUUUAUAUGUUUGGCCUUGAAGGUAGUCGUGUGAUUAUGUCCUGUGAUUAUCUUAAAGUGUCAUAUCAAUUCAGAAUUUAUUAUUUUCUUCCUUUUUUUUGGAAAAAAAACUUUUUCCUUUUCACUGCCUAGGAUUGUUCAAUUAUAUUCUGAAAUACUUUUUUUGUUGAACAUGAGAAGGAGAGUACUAAUGAAUUCAGAAUGCAGAGUUAAUCUUUUAUGAUGUGCUGGUGGCACCAGAUUAACUUGUCAUUUUGUACCAGACACAGUUUGGAGCAAUGCAGGACCAAUUCUUUACUUCCUUUUGAAAGGGGGAAAAAAACAAGAAUCAUUAAUGCCAAUCAGCCUAAAGCUGUGCAUCGUUGUACUCCAUCCACAAGCUACUGCCAUUUCUGAUAUUUGGAACUGGUCAUGUUCCUUGCCAUUUUAAGUCAAGGACAAAACUUCAUAAGUUCAGAAUAAUAGCAAGAGGCAACUUGGAGCCAAGAAGCCUAUUUGGCCUGCACUUAUUUUUUGGUGUAAGUUCCACUUCACAACAACUACUCCUUGAGACAGUCAUCAUUGUCCUUGUCCAGUUCCGCUGUAGCGGCGACAUCUGAUAACUAUUUAUAUUUUGUGAGAAAAUGACUAUUUUGACUACGUUCAGAAUAUGCCAACAGUUAACUAUUGAAGCAUCAUCCUACAAUAACAGCACUAUAUGAUAUCUUGAUAGAUAUAAAAUAAAUAUGCGUCUAUUGAAACAAGUUGGUGUCAUGAACUCAUUGGACACUGGUAAUAAUUGAACACCACUAUGGGAUAUGAUAACUGUGUUUCGGCUGGUAAUAUACAUUUUUUUUGUUAUCAGAACCAUCUUAUAUAAAGUUCAAGUUUUAUACCCUUUUUAUGGAUUAGUUUAAAUGAACUGUAUAUGCACUGUCGAGCUCAUAGCGUGGAGCUAUUUCUUGAGCACAAAGUUGAGAUUUGAACAUAAACUCUGUGUCUAUGUUUGCAGUUUGGCUUUUUCCUUUUUAAUUGUAAUUUCUACAUGACUCAUAAUGUGAUCAAUAGAAAGUAGAAACUCAACACACAAAUUUCUUAUUCAUAUAGUAGUCGAGUCCAGCAAAAUACUAUAUGGCUCGAUGCUGACACGUGGCAAGAAGCAUUACAGGAAUAUGCCCUCAGCGUGCUCUGAGUUCCAUCUACUUCUAUGUGACAGGCCAACAAAGUGACGCUGCACAGUGUCUCUUAUUUUAAUAUGUAUACUCUGAAGUUGGUACUUGGUAGAGAGCCCCAUAAAGAGCCAAAAACCUUUGGUCAGAUCCAUGUUGCACCAGAGCUCCAAGUUUAAGACAGUUUACCUUGCAUUAGCAUCAAGGUCCACAUCCUAUUCUCUCUUUUCCCCAAUGUUGUAUCCACCCUUUGUCUCCUCAUUCUGUAUAUAAGUGAUACUAGAGCAUAUGGAUCAAAGCAGCUCUUAUGGUAGACAGUAGGUAAAUGGAAACCAUGUCAUAUCCUUGUUCUCCCCUUCUCUCCUUUCCUAUACACGAAGAGAGUAGUUAUUCUCUAUGGUCUCCUCAGCUAGCCCACCAUGAGAAUUCCUCUAUCGAUUCUAGCAAUACACAUGGCCAUGAGAAUUCCUCAGCUUUCCCUUAUUUUCGAGAAGACUGCGAGUUCUUUGACACCACUGCCAUAGAUUCUAGCGAUACACAUGGCCAAAAUGCUUUUCAUGUUGAUGUGUUCACCCAUUGUCCUGAGAGGCUUCUGCAGAAAGAGAGUGGUAACUUGGUGACUAUCCAAGAGGAGCUCAUGGAGGAGAACAGUCUAAGUGAUCUCCUUCUCACUGGAGCAGAGGCUGUCGAGGCUGGGGAUUCAAGCCUUGCCUCGGUAGUGUUCUCAAAACUUGACGAGAUUCUGCCUGUGACCUUUGAGAAUGCAGCAGCCAGCUCUUUUGAUCGGCUGGCCUACCAUUUUUUCCAAGGUCUGCAGUCCCGGAUGUCUGGUGCAUCCUUUCCAUGCUACCCGCCAGAACCAGAGCAGUCUGGUACCAUGUCUGUGCACCAGAUGAUACAAGAGCUGUCGCCAUUUGUUAAAUUCACGCACUUCACCGCCAAUCAGGCCAUUCUAGAUGCCACCUCAGGUGACACGGAUGUUCAUAUCAUUGACUUCAACCUCAGUGAGGGCAUCCAGUGGUCAUCACUCAUGUCAGACCUUGCUCGCCAAGGUGGCAAGUCGUUCCACCUUACAGCAAUCUUAGUGGAUCCUGAUGACAGUAACAACACUCACCACACAGCUGCACGGUGUCUUGCAGAGUUCGCUGAAUCCUUAAACCUCCCCUUCCAGUACAGCUCUCUUUGCAUGCACAACAAGGAGGACAUGGAGGACUUUUCCAGGAACCGUGAAGGCUCAAUGGUUGUCUCAUGUGACACAACGAAUUUGUGUUACAAGUCGUGGAGCAAAUUACAGAUGCUACUACUUAGCUGUGUCAAGAAUUUACAGCCUAAGUUAGUGGUCAUCAUAGAAGAAGAGCUGGUCAAAAUUGGAAAAGAGGUUUCUAUACCUCACUCUUCGUUUGUGGAGUUCUUCUUUGAGGCAUUGCACCAUUUCACCAUGGUGUUUGAGUCCCUGGCGAGUUGUUUCAGCACUAGUAACAAUAGUGUCUGCCUUAGGCUUGUGGAGAGGGAUAUGGUGGGGCCAAAGAUACAGGACUUUGUGGGGCAGUACAGGUCUGUGGCACUUGGGGCUCCUCCUCCAAAGGAUUUGGAAGGGUUUAUGUCCAGUGACCUGAGUACCCGUAAUAUUGCUCAGGCCAGGAUGCUGGUUGGGUUGUUCAAUAGGAGCUUCGGGGUCACGCAUGAGAAGGGCAGGCUUCAGUUGUGCUGGAAGUCCAGACCUUUAAUCUCUGUUUCUGUUUGGACUCCUGUGUGAAAGGAAAUGAGGAUGUGAUGCUUUUAGGGCUAAAUUUUCUUGUAAGAGUUUGCACUGGAGAUUUUUUGUUGGAAGAUAUCUUGUAGAAUGCAAUUAAAAUGCCAGUCUUUUGCUGUAAGUUUAGAGCUCCCUGAUCUGUGGUUGCAUAAUCUUUUUAGGCUCUUGCAAUGCAACUUUUACACAUGAUAAGUUAGCCGAAUAUUUUAUCCUUCUCUAAGAGGGCGUUUCUUCUGAAUUUUCUCAGUGUUUCAAAUCGCGGGCUAUACCGCCACUUAGCGGCGUCCUUCUCCACUCCAAAAGCUGUAGUAGACAGCUAUAGGGCGGAAGCUAAUCCAACAGUGGUGCCGCCUCGCCAGCCGUGCCUGCUCCGCCACGAGGCACUGCCCGGGAUCAUCUCUCCGCAUGCGCGGGCUCGACGAUGCUGCUGCCCGUGCAAAACUUUCAGAGUUUUGACAUUAUGAUGAUGACUGUCCAUGUCGAAACUUUUCUCUGUAACUGUCAUCUUCAGGCUUCAGAACAGAGAAAGAAGAUGGUCAUCAGUAACUGGAAAGUGCCGAUGGUGGCUAACACUUGUCCUGCAAUGUUAUGUGUAAACUUUCAGAGUCUCGACGCUAUGGUGACUGUCCAUGCUUAAUAAUCUCUGUACUGGCAUUUGCGGGCCAAACUUUGUACGAGCAUCUGCAGCUGAAUUCAAAGUGUACCCUGUGGGGGGCAGUUUCAUUCCAAAGAUCAUAGGUGAAAUUGUGAUCUUU